Messenger RNA from Cydia strobilella, 1791 nucleotides. It is a transcript of the gene Nubp1, whose product is annotated as cytosolic Fe-S cluster assembly factor nubp1. Gene Ontology annotation, biological process: iron-sulfur cluster assembly. Lineage: Eukaryota; Metazoa; Arthropoda; Insecta; Lepidoptera; Tortricidae. The coding region runs from base 133 to 1086 and encodes 317 amino acids. Gene Ontology annotation, cellular component: cytosol. The transcript is spliced from 9 exons. The record is from RefSeq and is a predicted model, not a curated record. Gene Ontology annotation, molecular function: ATP binding; ATP-dependent FeS chaperone activity; 4 iron, 4 sulfur cluster binding.
CUUCCCCCUUUAUCGCGACGCGAUAUCACGGUGUUCCACUGAUCUAACCACAUUACAGCUCUAUUAUUUUAUUAAUUGUAGCAUAUAUCGAUUAAACUAAGUCUGCGUCGAUGUUAUAAGACGAACAUUAUCAUGAGCGGCGUCCCGGAUAACGCACCCCAGCAUUGCCCCGGCACCGGCAGUGAGGACGCCGGUAAAGCUUCGGCGUGCGCCGGAUGCCCCAACCAAAACAUCUGUGCCUCUGGUGCAACGUCAGCCCCCGAUCCUGCUAUAGAAAUAAUCAAGGAGCGCCUCUCUAAAGUGAAACACAAGAUCCUCAUCCUCUCUGGCAAGGGAGGGGUUGGGAAGAGCACAGUCACUUCCCUACUUGGACAUGCUUUGGCUGCCAAGAACCAGGACAUUAAUGUGGGAAUUCUGGACGCGGACAUAUGCGGGCCGUCGCAGCCCCGCGUUCUCGGCGUGAGCGGCGAGCAAGUCCACAACUCGGGCUCCGGCUGGUCGCCUGUGUAUGUAACGGACAAUUUGUCUCUGAUGUCCAUCGGCUUUCUACUCGGCAGCCCCGACGACGCAGUGAUUUGGAGAGGACCGAAGAAAAAUGGAAUGAUCAAGCAGUUCCUCAGCGAGGUAGAUUGGGGAGAACUAGACUACCUAUUAAUUGAUACGCCUCCCGGCACAUCAGACGAGCACCUGUCCGCCGUGCAAUACCUGACCGGCGCGGGUCUGACCGGCGCGCUUGUCGUGACCACGCCGCAAGAAACCGCGCUUCUCGACGUGCGCAAAGAACUGCAAUUCUGCAAGAAACUAAACGCGAGAGUGCUAGGCGUCGUGGAAAAUAUGUCGCUAUUCAUAUGCCCUAAUUGCAAGACACGCAGCGAGAUCUUCCCAGCAACAACCGGCGGUGCAGCCCAAAUGUGCCUCGAGCAAGCAGUACCCCUGCUGGGCGCGCUGCCGCUGGACCCGGUGCUGGCGCGCUGCUGCGACGACGGACGCGAUUUCGUCGCGGAGCUGCCCGGCUCGCCCGCCGUCGCCGCGCUGAUGGCCGUUGUUGACAAAAUUGUAGCGGCCUGCGAAAGUACUUCUAGUUAAUAAGUGAUGCCUUGUUGUUAUACUUAAUUGUCAAAAUUUAUACAAUCUAACACUGCUAGUCCAGUGCCCUGUUUAUCAAAAGCUUGUAGCUUGUAAUACAAGUGGAAGUCCCUUUCUAACAAAAGCUUUCAAAAAGUGAGUUCUGUGCCCUGUUUAUCAAAAGCUUGUAGCCUGUAAUACAAGUGGAAGUCCCUUUCUAACAAAAGCGGUCAAAAAGUGAGUUCCGCUUGUAUUACAAGCUACAAGUUUUUGAUAAACAGGGCACUGCUUGUAUUACAAGCAACGAGCUCACAAUCUACAGAUCAGGGGCCAGUUUAUCAAAAGUUUGUAACUUGUGGAAGUGUGGAAGGAAGAAGUGGAAAUCCCUUUUCGGCAGCUUUUGUUACAAAGGGACUUCCACUUAUUACAAGCUACAAGCUUUUGAUAAACGGUCCUUUAGUGUAUAAUUAUUUUCCACCGUAUUUUCACGGAAACGUACAAACGUGUCGUGACAGUCAGUCUCGGUACAAAAAGUACUGACGUUGACUGAAGUAGCAUGACAAAUACGAAAUUCCGAGAAAAUACGAGGAAAAAUAAUUAUGCACUACAUCUGUAUUUAAGCUAUUGGUACAAAGAAUAUAUAACCACUGUGUUUAUUGCCUAAUGUAGAAAAUAUAUGUGUCAGUAUAUUAUUUAUUUGUAAUAAAUAAAUGUUAUUUUAUUAGU